Molecule: messenger RNA, 4745 nt
Organism: Brachypodium distachyon (stiff brome)
Lineage: Eukaryota; Viridiplantae; Streptophyta; Magnoliopsida; Poales; Poaceae
Exons: 7
Coding region: 93-4280 (1395 amino acids)
Source: RefSeq, a predicted model, not a curated record
CCAGACGUAGCUCAGGCCUUUCCGUGCAGCUCCUCUUUGCCUGCUUUGCGCCGCGCCGCGUAGUCACCGCACCGCAGCAUUGCCCACCAGCCAUGGCUGACCCCGGCGGGGACAACGCCGGCGGCCAGACAACACCCGCUCCACCACUAGUUCCACCGCCCGAGGCCGUCGGCGAUGUCAUACCGCCGCCAGAAUCCGACGCAGCCAUCAACGAGGGCACAAUUCCAUCCGCAUCAGCAUCAGCAUCAGCGCCGCCACCAAAAUCCGACAUGGCUGUCGGCAAUGCAGUGCCUUCUCCACAUCCACCGCCACCGAAAUCCGACAUGGCUGUCAGCGACGCAACACACCAGCAACCUCCGUCGCCACCGCCUCAGAAACCUGACAAAGCCGUCAGCGAUACGACACCUGAUCCUCCACCGCCACAGAAACCUGACACAACCGUCAGCGACACGAUGCCUUCUCCACCACCUCCACCAAAACCUGAAAUGGUUGUUGCCGAUGCAAUACCCCCUCCUCCAUCUCCAAAAUCUAACACGACCGCUGGCGAGAAGACAGCUGCCCCGCCAGUGCCACCCGAGACAAAAAUGGCAGGCCAACCACAGCCUCAUCAGCCAUCUGUACAAGCCGAAGGGAGCAAGCGUCGUCGCCAUGAAGAAGCCGAUCAGGCAUCGUUGUCAAUGCCGGCGGCGUCGGGGCCCGUGAUGAAGCCGCCUGAAACGAAGCGUCGCAAGAGUCUGUCGCGUACGGAGAGCAGCUCGCCUCCCGUAGCCGUAGGCGAAGCUGACACCACCAACGUCGUCCCUGGCUCUGCCAUGAAAACCAAGCUCCAGAACAAGUGCUGGCUCGUGAAGAACACCAUGUCAUGGUACGGCCGGCACCGCUCCCGGCCGGCGAAUGCAGGGAAGCAAGAAGACCAAGGAGCGGCGCAGACGGAUAAAGUCCAAGGUACCAAGCCUUCUCCGUCCCCGUCCCCGGGGGAGGAGAAGGAGACGGCGGAGACAAAUUCCAAGAAGCAAGACGAAAUUGAAGAAGAGAUCAAGAAGCAGCCGUCGACGACGCAACAAGUGCAGGAGGAGGAGAAAGAGGCGGCGGAGAAGAAGAAGAAGAAGCCGCACCCAAAGUGGGGGAAGGAGGAGACGCGCCUCGAGGAGAUCCUCGAGGCUGCUUGCAUCAGGCUAGUCGAGGCCGAGUACUCGAGGAGGCUCAGCAGGGAGAAGACGAAGCAGCAGCAGCAGUGCCUCCUCAGCUUCUCCGUCUUCCCGCUCGGCUCCAAGGUGAAGAAGCAGGCCGUGACGUACUGGUGGUCCACGCAGUUCGACCUGCCGCUGAAGAAGAGCCCAAGUGCCAGUGCCAGUGCCAGUGCUAGUGCGGAUCAAAUCUUCGAGGAUCUCUCCAAGGAAGGCUUCCUCGAGCCGAUCAAGAACCACUGCAGCAAGGUGAUCCACGGGUGCCGGGUGAACCCGCUGGUGCACUGGAUGGUGAAGCAUCUGGCGCGGGACAAGUACCUGGCUGACCUGGACGAACAUGGUAAUCCGGCCGUGUACCAGGGAAAGUCUCAAGUCCACUGCUUCACGGCGGACAACCGUGUUCUGCUGCAGAGGCUCCGGGAAGAAGAUGACUCCAAGGCCCAGCCCAAGCGCAACCAAACAAAGGAGCCUCCAAAGGGCACAAAAGCAGUUGAGGGUCCAUCGCAGGUCCAGCGCAAGCCCAGCAAAAUAGAAGAGCCGCCCAAGGGCACCGAAGUAGUUGGGGGCCCAUCACAGGUCCAGCGCAAGACCAGCAAAACAAAGGAGGUUCAUCAGGACGCAGAAGCUUCUGAAGGGUCAUCGAAAGCCCAUCUCAAGCCCAGCCCAACAAAGGAGCUUCCUCAGGACGCAGUAGCUGGGCGCUCGUCUCAGGAUUCACAAAAAACGACCAAACGCGAGGGAGAGGCUGCAGACGCUAAAGUGCUACUGGGAGAGUUUGAGAAGAAGCUAGUGAUCCUGAACAUCAACGCGCACGUGUACCGGCUCCCGGAGCCCCUGCUGCAGUCCAAGCUCGCGGACCGGCUGCAGGUGCUGCAGUUGGGCCAAUGGUGGAACACCGACAACGAGACGUACAUGGAGGUGGAGGCCCUGGAGACGCUGAGCGCCAUCGGUAACCUCAAGAAACUCCGGUACCUGGGCCUCCGCGGGCUCUCCAAGCUGACGCGGCUCCCGUCGGGGGUCAAGCAGCUCCAGCAGCUCGCCAUCCUCGACGCCCGUGGCUGCCAGAACCUCGUCAAGGUUCCGUCUUCGACCGUCAAGCCCCUCAAGGCGCUGACGCUCCUGGACCUCAGCGAGUGCUACAUGCUUGAGCACAUCGGCAACGGGGUCACCGCGCUCACGGAGCUCAGGGUGUUCAAGGGCUUCGUCUUCGGCGUCGGGAAGCGGCAAAGCGACGCUUGCCGCCUGCAACAUCUGGCCAAGCUGAAGAAGCUCCGGAAGCUCAGCCUCAACGUCACCACCGACGCCGACGUCGAGAAGGACGAGAUGGCGCAGCUGGGGAAGCUCACCAGCGUCACGUCGCUCACGGUGACGUGGGGCGAGUGGCCCAUCUUCUUGCUGGGCGCCGGCCCUGAAGACCAGCGGGUGAAACAGCUCCUCGAUAAGUGGACCGGCCUCGUGCUGCCGCCGGGCCUCGAGAAGCUGGACGCCCGGUGCUACCCGACCGGCGGCGAGAUGCCGGUGACGAAGUGGCUCAAAGGCAAAGAUGCUCCCAUGAAACUCAAGAAGCUGUACGUGAGAGGCGGGGAUGUGGAGAGGCUCGACAUUCCCGCAAGGAACAGCAUCGAGACCCUGCGCCUGAGGUUCCUCAACAAAUUCAGAAUGAAAUGGAACGACCUGCUCCCUGGUUUGAAGAGGAACAGCAUUAAGUCUGUGGAGGUUGUGGACAAGGAUCAAAAAGUGACCAAGAAUCUAAACAAGGGCAAUGUUCAUGAUGAUGAACAACAGAAGAAGAAAGAAGGCACGGAUCCGGAUGGUGAACAAAAGAAGAAGAAAGAGGAGUGCAUUGAUCCCCUUAGAAAGCGGAUGAAGAUACCAAGAUGUACCAUAGAUGAGAAUGGGGUGUGGGUAAGGGAUCUCAAGGAAGAAGAGUUAGAGAAGGAUGCAUCCAAAUCUGAUGCUGCUGCCAGUACCGCUGGCCAGACCGGAGAGGGCAAAGACGAUGCUGGCAAAGCACAAACAGAUGUCAAAGAAGGGAGGGCCCAUGAAAUUGUCAAAGAAGAGAAGGAUAACAAGAAAAAGGAUAAAGAAGAACAGAAUCACCCGGAAGUGCAAGAACUCAAAGAGGAUGAAAAGAAGAGAGCAUCGACUACUGCUGUCGUUGAUCAGGCUGUGGGUCCAGGGAGCCGCGCAGAUGUCAAGAAAUCAUCAGUCCUCACAUGCUGUUCUAUGUUCCACACUUCACUGAAACGUUUGAAACUUAGCGGCGGUCAAGCUCUUCGUAAGGCGCCAAGAGAGGAUGCCUCCACCAAAGCUGAAGCUGCUACCGCCGCUGCAGCCGCAGGCAUCCCAAAAUUCCCUGACAACAAGACUGGAGAACGCGAUAAUGAUGCCGGCAAAGUGCAAAAAGAAGCCAAAGAAGGGAUGGAUAACAAGAAAAAAGCAAAUGAAGAAGAACAUGGGGCACUGGUGAGGGAUGAGAAGGAUCAAAAUAAGGAAGCAUCAACUACUGCGGCUGUCAGUCCGGCUGUGCCUCCAACGAGCGACGGAGAUGGCAAGAAAGCAGCCGUGCUCAAUAAGGUCUACACAGACAAAAGAAGUGAACCUUCGAAGCCUUCUGAAGCUCCAGAUAUGGCGCCAAAGGAGGAUGCUCGCAAAGCACAAAGCUCCAAUGAUCAUGCGAACACCGAGCAAGAAGAUGAGACAGAUACCGAUGAAGACAGAGGAAACGGCCUCAACGCGGAUGAACCACAAAGAGAAACAGAAGACAAUGGCAAAGACGAAGGACAGGUAGGCGGUCGCAAGGUGUUCGACACUGUCGCUAAGCAACCUACAGCCGGGGAAGACCGAGGCGGCGGCGACGUAAGGGCCGGUGAUGCAACGAUCCCGCCAGAGCUUGAAGAGAAGACCCCUGCCAAACUGACUCCAGCAGCUGAUAAAGCACCUGCUUCUCACACAUCAACACCCCCAGUGCCGCCUGCAACUACUAGUGCUGCCCCUACACCGUCCGCCGCCGGCCAAGCUACCACGGAGCCCAAGGAACCCGGACCUGCAGGCGUCGGCGGGGCAUAUACCAGCGGCAGUACAACAUCAUAGGUGUCCGAGAUCAGAUACGAGGGGGUGUUCUCCUGACGGCCACCAUUGAUUUGGUUGCACGCGCGGGAAGUUCACAUUUGGAAGAACAAGCCAUCAUUUUUUUCUGAAAAGGGAAUGACCUGGUCUCUGCAUAGAACAGGCCAUCCUUACUUGUUCCUGGGCUCCGUUUGGCUUCUGCCUCAGCACCUCCGGACGUGUUUCUCAGCUAAAAGCACCAAAAGCACGUCCGAAGGUGCUUCUCAGCUUCAUGUGUAAACGGGAGAAGUGUUUUUGAGAUUGCUAGAAGCACCAAAAGCUGAAGCAGAAGCCCAAACAAACAGGGCCCUAGUGCUGAGUGCUGACGUGCUGCACUUCUACUAUGUGCGAGCUGCAGUUCGUUAUGUAUAUAUACAGAGACAUGGAUUCCAAAUUUGUGCACUCUAACUGUAUAUAAACCUUCAAAUGAAUAAGACGUGGAUAAAACGA